GCAGUUUCUGAGUUCUGACAGGCACCCCAUUUAGCAGCUUUUUGGCUGCCAAUGGAGAAAACCACCGGAAAGCUCUACCUAAAAAAGACAAACCAAAACCGCCAAAGGCAUUCAAGUACACCGCUCUAAUCCACUGCUUCAACAAAGGUCACGCAAAGUCAACCUCCCCACCGCUCGAUCAUCCCCGAGAUCUACGCCACGCCCUCUGAUGGGCAGACCACUCGUUUUAGUAUUUUCAUACUCCCACGUCAGAUCUGAAGCUCCAGCCGCCCGAAUAUGAGCCAAAAAACGCCCAUAGGGAAACACUGCCAAUCCCGUGCCUCCACCUCUCACUCGCCAAGAAAGCCUUCUCUCCGGUCAGUGACGGUUACGGUAACCCAAUCAUAUUAUCCUUCUGGAAAGAAUCACCACACACACCAACAAAACUCAGGGUUUGGGUUCGGAUCAGGUACUUCGCCGAGCACUACACCAGCUCAGACUCCAUUAAUGCCCACUCCGACCUUUUGAAACCCAGCACCCGUAAACGAUGUCGUUUCUGCGGCGCAGAAAGGCCACGGAGCGCCCAAACGCAAAGCCUCACGACAUCGACAUCGACACCGAGAACGACGACAUCCACGACAAGAAGACGAAACCGAGGCCGAAGCUCAGGCCGAAGAGAUGGUCGUGCGUGGACACGUGUUACUGGUUGAUUGGGUGCGUAUGCUCGGUGUGGUGGUUCUUGCUGUUCCUGUUCAGCGCAAUGCCGGCGUCGUUUCCUCAGUACGUGACGGAGGCGAUAACGGGUCCGUUGCCGGACCCGCCGGGCGUGAAGCUGAAGAAGGAGGGUCUGACGGCGAUGCACCCAGUGGUGUUCGUGCCCGGAAUCGUCACCGGCGGGCUCGAGCUGUGGGAGGGCCACCAGUGCGCCGAGGGCUUGUUCAGGAAGAGGCUCUGGGGUGGGACUUUCGGGGAAUUGUACAGAAGACCAUUAUGCUGGGCUGAGCACAUGUCGCUGGAUAAUGAAACUGGACUGGACCCUUCUGGUAUAAGAGUCAGGCCUGUAUCUGGACUUGUGGCAGCUGAUUACUUUGCACCAGGUUAUUUUGUCUGGGCAGUCUUAAUUGCCAAUUUGGCUCGCAUUGGAUAUGAGGAGAAAACUAUGUAUAUGGCUGCAUAUGAUUGGAGAUUAUCAUUUCAAAACACAGAGGUCAGAGACCAAACUCUAAGCAGGAUAAAAAGUAAUAUAGAACUCUUGGUAGCUACAAAUGGUGGGAACAAGGUGGUUGUUCUGCCACACUCAAUGGGUGUUUUGUACUUUCUGCAUUUCAUGAAAUGGGUUGAGGCACCAGCUCCAAUGGGUGGUGGUGGAGGGUCAGAUUGGUGUGCCAAGCAUAUAAAAGCGGUUAUGAACAUUGGUGCACCCUUUCUUGGUGUUCCAAAAGCAGUCGCAGGACUUUUCUCGAUUGAAGCCAAGGAUAUAGCUGUUGCCAGGGCUUUCGCACCAGGUGUUUUUGAUAAAGACGUUUUUGGUCUUCAAACUCUACAACAUAUGAUGCGGAUGACCCGUACAUGGGAUUCAACCAUGUCAAUGAUACCAAAAGGUGGGGAUACUAUCUGGGGUGGCCUUGAUUGGUCACCUGAAGAGUACUUUAACUGUAGUGCAAAGAAGCUCAAGAAUAAUGAUACCCGCACUGCAGACGAAAAUGAGAAUGGGACUCUGGGUUCUACAAAGAGGGUAAAUUAUGGGAGGAUAAUAUCAUUUGGGAAAGAUCUAGCUGAGAUACAUUCCGACGAGAUUGAUAGGAUGGAUUUCAAGGGUGCUGCCAAGGGCAAUAACUUUACAAAUGCAACCAAGUGUGAUGUAUGGACAGAGUACCAUGAAAUGGGUAUUGAGGGUGUCAAAGCUGUCGCAGAUUACAAACUUUACACAGCUGGAUCGAUUUUGGAUCUGCUUCGUUAUGUUGCCCCCAAGUUGAUGGCGCGUGGAGAUGCUCAUUUUUCAUACGGAAUUGCUGACAAUUUGGAUGACCCUAAAUAUGAACAUUACAAAUAUUGGUCAAAUCCCUUAGAAACAAAAUUACCAAAUGCUUCAGACAUGGAAAUCUACACUAUGUAUGGUGUUGGAGUCCCUACAGAAAGAGCAUAUGUGUACAAGUUAACUCCUGCUGGCGAAUGCUACAUUCCUUUUCAGAUAGAUACCUCAGCAGAGGGUGGAAGUGAGGAGUCUUGUCUAAAAGGUGGAGUUUUUUCUGUUGAUGGAGAUGAAACUGUUCCUGUUUUAAGUUCAGGUUUCAUUUGUGCAAAAGCUUGGCGUGGAAAAACCCGAUUCAACCCUUCAGGCAUUCGUACUUUCGUAAGAGAGUAUGAUCAUGCGCCUCCAGCUAAUCUUCUAGAGGGUCGUGGCACCCAAAGUGGUGCUCAUGUUGAUAUAAUGGGUAAUUUUGCAUUGAUUGAAGAUAUUAUAAGAGUAGCAGCGGGGGCUACUGGAGAGGACUUGGGUGGCGACCGAGUUUACUCUGAUAUUUUCAAAUGGUCUGAAAAGAUCAAUUUACGGCUAUAGACUUAUAUGUAUACUUGCUUUUAGUAAAUGCUUGAAGACACCUGAUGAACUACCUAUUGCCCGCGGUUGUGACUGGGGAGUGCUCGUUUUCGCUCACAUGAAGCGCCUAAGAAUUGAGGUGCUGGUUGCCGAACUAAAUGCAUCCCAGAUUUAUGUUGUAUUUAAGCGCUGAAUCUGGUUUAUGAAUUGAUAUCCCACAUUACACCGGGCUCCCUACUACUUUAGGUGCACCUAACUUAUGCAGUUCAUAGUUGCCCGAAAUUUUGGAUAGUCAUUUAAUUAUUUUAUUUUUGUCAAUAGCAUUUGUUAUUAAUUAGUGUCUGUUACUUUGUAA
This is a messenger RNA of Alnus glutinosa, 2873 nucleotides long. RefSeq names its product phospholipid:diacylglycerol acyltransferase 1-like. Bases 527 to 2539 code for a protein of 670 amino acids. Lineage: Eukaryota; Viridiplantae; Streptophyta; Magnoliopsida; Fagales; Betulaceae. Gene Ontology annotation, cellular component: cytoplasm. The record is from RefSeq and is a predicted model, not a curated record. The transcript has 7 exons. Gene Ontology annotation, biological process: lipid metabolic process.